Molecule: messenger RNA, 1503 nt
Organism: Anopheles bellator
Lineage: Eukaryota; Metazoa; Arthropoda; Insecta; Diptera; Culicidae
Product: band 7 protein AGAP004871-like
Exons: 3
Coding region: 1-1164 (387 amino acids)
Cellular component (GO): plasma membrane
Source: RefSeq, a predicted model, not a curated record
AUGGACUGGACCGAUAGGACAGUCAUUGAAGAUCAGCAGAGUGUGGAUGGGCUGCACCUGCGGAGCGAUCCGCGAUAUGAGCAACCGGCCCACCAGCAGCAGCACCUUCUACAGCAACCGCUCCAGCAGCCGCUCCUUCAGCCGCUACAGCAAGUGUGGCAGUCACAUUUGCCACACGUGUCUCCUCCAGUGCAGCAUAGUCCACCGACACUCGCGAUACCGAUUGCCGACGUAUUACGCCACCGAACGGCCGAGGCCGAUUCCAUAGGAUGCGUGGAGGUACUGGCCACCGUGUGCUCGAUCGUGCUGAUGGUGCUGACCCUGCCGAUAUCGCUCUUCCUGUGCUUCAAGGUCGUACAGGAGUACGAGCGGGCCGUCAUCUUCCGGCUCGGUCGGCUACGGUCCGGGGGCGCCCGUGGCCCCGGUGUGUUCUUCGUGCUGCCCUGCAUCGACAACUACUGCAAGGUCGACCUGCGCACGGUUUCGUUCGACGUGCCACCGCAGGAGGUGCUGACCCGUGAUUCCGUGACGGUGUCUGUCGAUGCCGUGGUCUACUACCGGAUCCGGGAUCCGCUGAAUGCCGUCGUGCAGGUGGCCAACUACAGCCACUCGACCCGCCUGCUGGCGGCGACCACGCUGCGGAAUGUGCUCGGUACGCGCAACCUUUCGGAGCUGCUGACCGAACGGGAAGCCAUCUCGCACUCGAUGCAGGUUACACUGGAUGAAGCCACCGAUCCGUGGGGUGUCCAGGUGGAGCGUGUUGAAAUUAAGGACGUGUCACUGCCGGACUCACUGCAACGUUCGAUGGCGGCCGAGGCGGAAGCGGCCCGCGAAGCACGGGCGAAGGUGAUCGCCGCCGAGGGUGAGAUGAAGUCCUCGCGCGCCCUCAAGGAAGCGUCCGACAUCAUGUGCGAGAGUCCGGCCGCGCUGCAGCUGCGCUACCUUCAGACGCUGAGCAGUAUCGCCGGUGAGAAGAACUCCACGAUCGUGUUCCCGCUGCCGAUCGAGCUGAUCGGCCCACUGAUGAACUUCACCUCGACGCUGGGGGUGGCCCGCACCACCGGAGCCGUUCCACGGCCAGGCCCACCACCCGUCGUUCCGUCCACGACGACGAGCAUCUCGUCACCGCCGGGCGAUCCGGGCCAGCCACCGCCAUCCGAGUAGCAGCAACUCCCGCAAGUGCAUUUACAACGACGCCACCACCAUCAGCACCGACGGCACCACGCGCAGCCGCGCACACGCCUCCAAAAGGCCGCUGCCGCCGCGGCCGCCGCCGCCGAUCGCAAACGGGAGGGCGGAGCCCUCGGAUCCAUCUCGUCGUACUCGCUGUCCUCGGCGGAAGACUCGGCCCUCUGCUCGCCAACCAACCGACUGGCGCGGUUCAUUCUAGAUCUCUAGAAAUCUAGUCGAGGGCGCCGGCCGGCAGCCGGCGAACCUAAGCCUAACGACAUCGAACUAAUCCCCGUGCCCCAGAUCAGGUCCAGAGGUCAUCACGAAGCAGUU